Molecule: messenger RNA, 1640 nt
Organism: Schizosaccharomyces japonicus yFS275
Lineage: Eukaryota; Fungi; Ascomycota; Schizosaccharomycetes; Schizosaccharomycetales; Schizosaccharomycetaceae
Product: adenylosuccinate lyase Ade8
Exons: 1
Coding region: 93-1541 (482 amino acids)
Biological process (GO): purine ribonucleotide biosynthetic process; purine ribonucleoside monophosphate biosynthetic process; 'de novo' AMP biosynthetic process
Molecular function (GO): catalytic activity; (S)-2-(5-amino-1-(5-phospho-D-ribosyl)imidazole-4-carboxamido) succinate lyase (fumarate-forming) activity; N6-(1,2-dicarboxyethyl)AMP AMP-lyase (fumarate-forming) activity
Source: RefSeq, a predicted model, not a curated record
AGAAAGCCAGUCACGCUCAGCUUGAAGACUUUUCUCUCAAGAAAAGCAACCUGCCAACUGCAAACCACUAACACUUACACUACACCACAACCAUGUCUGAGUACGAGCACUAUACGACUCCUCUGACUGCUAGAUAUGCGUCUGAGGACAUGUCUCGCCUCUUCUCUCGUGAGACCCGUAUCAACACGUGGAGAGAACUGUGGUUGAACCUUGCCAUUGCUGAGCGUGAACUUGGUUUGAACCAGGUCACUGCUGAGGCUAUCGAGCAGUUGAAGGCUCACGUUAAGAUUACUCCUGAGGAGUUCGACAUUGCAGCUGAGGAAGAGAAGCGUCGUCGUCACGACGUUAUGGCACACAUCUAUACCUACGGUUUGGCUGCUCCUGCCGCCGCUGGUAUCAUUCACUUGGGUGCUACUAGUUGCUUCGUCACUGACAACGCUGACCUUAUCUUCUUGCGUAAGGGUAUGGAUAUUCUCAUUAAGAAGCUUGUCAAUGUUAUCGACCGUCUUGCAAAAUGGGCUCUUAAGUACAAGGACAUGCCUACUCUUGGUUUCACUCACUACCAACCUGCUCAAUUGACUACGGUUGGCAAGCGUGCUACUCUUUGGUUGCAAGAGCUCCUUUGGGAUUUGCGUAACCUCACCCGUGCCCGUAAUGACAUUGGUUUCCGUGGUGUCAAGGGUACUACUGGUACCCAGGCCUCUUUCUUGGCCCUUUUCAACGGUGACCAUGACAAGGUCGAGAAGCUCGACAAGCUUUGCAGUAAGCUUUGUGGCUUCGACAACGUCUACCCUGUUUGUGGUCAGACUUACUCUCGUAAAAUCGAUAUUGAUGUCCUUCAACCUUUGGCUUCUUUUGCUGCAACUGCCCACAAGAUUGCUACUGACAUCCGUCUUCUCGCUAACUUGAAGGAGCUUGAAGAGCCCUUCGAGACUAGUCAGAUUGGUAGUUCCGCCAUGGCUUACAAGCGUAACCCCAUGCGUUGCGAGCGUAUCUGCUCUCAGGCCCGUUACAUCAUGAACCUUAUCCCCAACUCUCUCCAAACUGCUUCGGUUCAGUGGUUUGAGCGUACCUUGGAUGACAGUUCCAACCGUCGUUCCUUAAUUCCCGAGGCUUUCUUGUUCACCGACAGUGUCUUGAAGAUUCUCCUCAACGUUAUCUCCGGUUUUGUUGUUUACCCCAAGGUUGUUGAGAAGCAUAUCCGUGCUGAGUUGCCUUUCAUGGCUACCGAGAACAUUAUCAUGGCCAUGGUUCGUCACGGUGCCAGCCGUCAAGAAUGCCACGAAGAGAUUCGUGUCUUGUCUCACCAAGCUGGUUAUGUCGUGAAGCAGGAGGGUGGUGACAAUGACUUGAUCGAGCGUAUCAAGAAGACUCCUUACUUCAAGCCCAUCUACGAUGAGUUGGACAAGUUAUUGGACGCUUCCACCUUCGUCGGCCGUGCACCCGAGCAAACUGAGAAGUUUGUUAAGGAGGAUGUUGCUGUCGCCCUCAAGCCUUUUGCCGAUCUUAUUACUGAUGACCGUGUUGAGUUGUCUGUGUAAGUUACAAAACCUAAAACUUUUUUUUUGAAUAUAUAGCCCCCCACUUUUAAUACAAAAUCAAGCAUAAACGCUUUGCGAAGGCUUUGCGUUCUUCCAAAA